This is a messenger RNA of Maniola jurtina (meadow brown), 1326 nucleotides long. RefSeq lists its product as uncharacterized. Bases 125 to 427 code for a protein of 100 amino acids. Lineage: Eukaryota; Metazoa; Arthropoda; Insecta; Lepidoptera; Nymphalidae. The record is from RefSeq and is a predicted model, not a curated record. The transcript is spliced from 2 exons.
UCGCGAUCAAUAUUCAACUUUUCCCGACAAAAAAGCGCAUGCGCGGCGGCCAUCUUUGACAAAUCUAAGCCAGGAUAGUCUGUGGGUUGGAAAAACAAAGGUCGGUGAUAAAUAUUGUGUAAAAAUGAGUCCGGAACGGGAAACUCAAGAGACAGAAGACGUCUUAGAAUCCAUAGAUGAGUUAAAAGAACGACUAUCCUCCAUGAAAAAAAUGAUGGAGGAGCGAAAAGCCACCGGUUCAGGCACCAAGGACCUCUUCCAAGGGCAAGCGAGGAGUCUACAUGGAACUAAUAUGAUAGAUGGGAACUUCUUAUCAUUUGUCUUUGGCGGUUCCCUAUUCGUUAUCCUAAGUGUGUCUGUUUAUGCCUUCUAUAAUCUAUAUCAUGCUGUACUGAAGAAAUUCCCUUCGCCACACACGGAAUUGUAAAUUCGACUUUAUGUUGUAGUAAAUAAGGUUCAAUUUUAUAAUUUUUGUGAGUAAUAUUAUCAAAGAGUUCGCUCAUUGUUUAUUAGAGAUUUUCCGGGAUAAAAAGUAGCCUAUGUCCUUCCCCGGGAUGUAUCUCAAGUCUGUACCAAAUUUCAUUAAAAUCGGUUCAGUGGUUGGGCCGUGAAAACGUAGCAGACAGACAGACAGACACACUUUUGCAUUUAUAACAUUAGAAUGGAUAGAUGUCAGACACAGCAGACUCGCUGGUGAAUUUUCUGUAAAUCCUUUUUUAUCGGGUACUUACGUUUUAUUAAAUCUAUUUUUUUAAAUUGUGUGAUGGGCUUGUAUUCGACGACAAUAAUGCUAAUUAAAAGUAAUGAUGAUAUCUAGGGUGGGAUGCACUUGACUAGAAGAUGCCUAUCUAUCUAUUCAAUCUUGCUUUGAAGGUAUAGAAAACACGGACGCCGGAAGGGUAUUCCACACCUCAGCGGUCUUAGCGGUUCGUAUCAGAAAUGCUGAGCAAAUAACCACACAAAGGUGCCAACGUUCACGGUUCUCUGGUAUUAGAUAUCGAAUAUCGAUUGAUUUAUCCACUAUAAAUUGACGCCUGACGUUAUGUUGGCACCAUUGCAAAUCACACAAUAAUAAACCCUAAAUUGUAGAAUAAAGCAAGCAAAACAAUGGUGCCAACAUAACGCCAGGCGUCAAAUUAUAGUGAGCGGUCAAUAGUAUAAGCUGAGGUAUAAGGUACUAAGGGUAAUCUAAUUUUGAAAAAAAUCUGCAUGGGAUUUAAAUUAUGAUGUAAAAAAGCAUUAUGAAAAAAAUAUAAUAAAUCAAAUUAAGAGAGAACGCUAGAUUUAAUUUCAAUAUCAAUAAAAAGUUUGAAUUCUUCAUAAAAU